Molecule: messenger RNA, 2501 nt
Organism: Diprion similis
Lineage: Eukaryota; Metazoa; Arthropoda; Insecta; Hymenoptera; Diprionidae
Product: MFS-type transporter SLC18B1-like
Exons: 8
Coding region: 134-1627 (497 amino acids)
Biological process (GO): transmembrane transport
Molecular function (GO): transmembrane transporter activity
Source: RefSeq, a predicted model, not a curated record
AUUUACUACCCCUAUCGGCUGUCGCGGACGUAGUCGGCACUCAGUUCUUAGUGUGCCACGUGCCCAGGACCAAGAUCGUGCAGCUCGAGACCGCGGUGUUCCUAGCUUUGAAUUUGUGCCCUUCUUACUCGCGAUGGUCGGACAAUUCACAAGGAGACAAUGGCUGACCCUCAUCGUCAUAAGCAUUGCCGAUUUUGCAAACGCGAUCUGCGUUUCUCUCCAAGCACCUUUUUACCCCAGAGAGGCAGAACGUAAAGGUGCCACACCAUCGGAGUACGGGCUUGUUUUCGGAAUUUUUGAAUUGGUCGUAUUUUUCAUCAGUCCAAUAUACGGUCAACACCUCAAUCGCAUAGGUCCAAAGCUGCUUUUCAACGGUGGAAUAUUGACUACUGGGACCUGCGCAAUAUUUUUCGGUCUUCUGGACAGGGUCGAGGGACACUAUCCAUUCAUAAUUCUCUCCUUCGCUAUUCGGAUCGUAGAAGCCUUGGGCAACGCGGCAUUCCUGACGGCCAGCUUCGCUAUAAUUGCCAAAGAAUUCCCCGACAACGUCGCCACAACAUUCGCCAGUCUUGAGACCUUCUUUGGCUUGGGCCUUAUCGUGGGGCCCACCGUCGGUGGAGCCUUGUAUCAGAUCGGAGGUUACACAACGCCGUUCGCUGUCCUGGGUUCGGCGCUUUUCCUGGCCGCAGUGAUGACAUCAUUCGUGCUACCAACUCACGGGCAAAGCGCAGAGGAUACCCAACUGGCCGGAGGUUUCCUAAGAGUCCUAAGGAUCCCCGGAGUAAUGGUCGCAUCAGCAUCGAUAAUCGCGACUAGCAUGAGUAUUGGAUUUCUGCAGGCAACCUUGGAGCCCCACCUGCGUCCCUUCAAACUGAGCCCAGUAGUCCUGGGGCUGAUGUUCGUCAUCAAUGGUGGCUUUUACGCCAUGACGGCGCCAGCCUGGGGAUGGAUAUGCGACAAGCACUCAAAGCCACAGGUCGCAACGAUAGCCGGCUGCCUCCUGGUCAUGGUAGGAUUCGGGCUUGUGGGUCCAGCGCCAUUCAUCCCUUGCGAUACGUUGAUCUGGCUGACCGUUCUGGGCCUGGUCAUUCACGGAUUCGGAAUGGCCGCACAGCUGGUAGCCAGCUUCACCCACGCCCUAAGAGAGGCGAUAGCCCAUGGUUUCGCUAACAACCUGGAGACCUACGGUCUAAUAAGCGGACUGUGGACGAGUACUUUCGCUUUGGGGGCUUUCAUCGGGCCCAGUAUUGCCGGAAUUCUACUGGAGACCAUCGGAUUCAGGAAUGCCUCAAUGUUCAUAGUCAUGCUCCACCUUCUUGUGGCAAUCGUCGCCAGCCUUUCGUUAAGCUGUUGCUCGGGUGGUCCUAAGCCCUUCACGGAGAUCGGUUCUACGGAUGACAUAAGGGCGCCUAUAUUGAACAGCGGAAGGGACGACAGUUCAAGUUUGCCACUCGGCGGCCGAGCUCAGGGUGUUCCGAUAGACAGACCGAGUGGGAUGAACUCUCUGAUCGCGUGCAACAGUUAUUCGAACAAGGCCAACGCCUGGUCCCGAGCUUCUUGCAGUGGAAGGUAUUCGUACAGUUACGGUUCGUCUGAGCGCAAACGAUACCUGGAGAGCACGACGUGAUAUUCACGCGGCAGAAAACGAGGAGUAGUUCAGCCAAUUGUCGUCACAUCUGGAAACCGAACCCGGACGAAUAGGUACGAUCAACCUUGCCGAUGGACUUCGACACUGUCCUUGAUGGUCAUCGACAACCGGUUCGACCGUAAUAAAACCCUCAACGAUUUCCCAUAAGUCGAUGGUUCUUUUUAUCCGCUUAACAGAAUCCGGUAUUUCUCGUGAAAUGCAUACAUACCUAUACAUAUGUAUAUGUAUAAUUGUAUAUACAGGGGAAAUAGUUGCCGUAUGACAAUUCCCAUAUUAAUAUAUUGUUACGUCAUUGCGCGUUUCGUAAUUCAUUACUUUUUGUUAUUAUAGAUUGUUUUAAUUAUUGUUGUUAUACGUUUGAAAAGAAGAAUUUAUCAAUUUUUAUCGUUGUUUUGCUGAGUACGUAUUACAUGGCAGUACAGACUGCGAUCACAUCUGUGCACCCUGGGUUUAGUAUUCUUAUUAAAACUCUCUUACGAUCAAGCUGAUCAAACCUGAAAUCAUAUGUUUUAACCGGCUGCGCCAUACGUUGAAUGCAUUUAUACUAAAGUCCUUGUAUAAAAAUAUAUUCGCGUUAUUCAGAGAACGGGAAUCUCCGUUUACUUUAAUCAAAUGCAUCAUAAGUCGAAUGCAUGUAUACUGAAAUUCUGUUUUAAAAAUAAAUUUACGUUGUUCAGAGAACGAUAUAGUACGUUUCUCCAAAUCUUGGCGAUUUCAAGAUGCCAUUGUUUCGUUAUUUAUCCCCUUAAUGAUCCGCACAAACUCUUGUGAAUAUUUGCGAGAGAGUUUUAAGCACAUCAAUAUGAGUCACAGGCUGUAUAUCACGAAAUAAAAAUGAUAAUUUAUGAUAAUU